AUGGUCGUGUUCUCGAUUGAACAGGUCCUCAUGCUGCUGUUGCUGCUGGCUGCCCUCCUGCUUGCUACGACCACUUCUUCUACUUCGCAUAUAAAAAUAGAGAGAGAACGAAAGUAUGCAGAACGUGCAGAUGGUUAUGAGGCAGUUUACAAACGAGAGGUCUUAGAAGAAAUUUAUCUUAAAGGUGGUUUCGAGCAAGUUCUCUUUGCACCACCAAUUACAUUGGCUAUCAUUCAUACACCAUUUUGCGUACGAUUGCUCUUGAAUUCGAAGUCGACAACUGCAGCAGAGGAGCAGGCAUUCUUAACCAUUACACCAUCUAGCGCUUGA
This is a messenger RNA of Helobdella robusta, 330 nucleotides long. RefSeq lists its product as hypothetical. The transcript has 2 exons. Lineage: Eukaryota; Metazoa; Annelida; Clitellata; Rhynchobdellida; Glossiphoniidae. The record is from RefSeq and is a predicted model, not a curated record. The coding region runs from base 1 to 330 and encodes 109 amino acids.